AUGAUUAUCGAAAAAGUCGAAGAGCUCAUUGCUCUCAUUCAGCCCCAGCCCAAUUUCAUCCAUGAACAAUGGAGUAGCAUGAGACUUGAAACAGCAAUGCUUCUAGUAAUUGCAACUUUGGGCCUGCUUUUCAUAACAGACUAUGGGUAUAUGAUAUACCUUCACUUCAAAAUGCCUCCCGGGCCAUUUCCACUACCGAUCAUCGGAAACACCCAUCUUUUACCGGAAAGCAAGCCAUGGAUAUAUUUCGAGAAAUUAGCAAAAGAAUACAAGGCGCCGAUGAUUACGUUCUGGACAGGACGCCGACCGACCGUUUGGAUUUGCGACGCAUGGGUGGCCAGCGAGCUGCUUGACAAGCGAGCCGCGAUCUACGCCUCUCGGCCUCGGAUGGUCGUCUUCAGCGAGCUCGGCGCCGGGCAAUCCAACCUAGUCAACAUGUACUAUGGAGAUAGAUGGCGGCUGCAUAGGAAACUGACCCAUAUGGGCGUUGGUCUGCAGCAAGUACGGAAUUACCGCGGAUUCCAAAAUGACGAGAGCAAAGUCGUUGCGUUCGACCUUCUCCGAGAACCAAAACACUAUGUGAAACAUUUCGAGCGAUACGCAACGAGCGUGGUUUCAAUCAUUGGGUUUGGUAGGCGUGUUGCCACGUUCAGCGACCCAAUAAUCACAGAAGUGAUCGCCGUUAUGCAGCGAGCGGCCGAGCUGAAUGUGCCUGGCAAAUCCUUUCCGAUGUUGAUGGAGUCAUUUCCCGUCCUUGCGAAAUUCCCAAACUGGAUGGCGCCGUGGAAGCAUGGGCUGGGAAAAGGACAAGGGCGCGGUAGACCUUUCUUCUACGCACUGGCUGAAGAAGCUGCCAAUAACCCCAGUUCUGGACAGUGUUAUGUAAAGAAAAUCUUUCAAGAAGCCCCAAAGCAUAAUUUGUCUCGAAUGGAGAUCUCCUCGCUCACGGGCAAUCUUUUUGGUGCAGGCAGUGACACCUCCAGCUCUACGCUUGUCACCUUUGUUCUGGCCUGCUGCGCUUUCCCAGAAACUUUACCAAGGGCAUGGGAAGAGCUCGAUAGAGUAGUCGGAUCGCAUCGAAGCCCGGCAUUUCAGGACGAGCCUGACCUUCCAUAUGUGAAAGCAUUCGUGAAGGAAGUACUGCGGUGGAGAUCGGUGGCAGUCAUCGGAGGCCAACCACAUGCGCCAAUCAAGGACGACCACUAUAAGGGUUGGUUCAUUCCUCAAGGUACCUGGGUCCAGGGCAAUGUUUGGGCGAUUCACCACCACGAACGAGAGUUUCCCGACUCUGACCGCUUCAAUCCGAACCGAUAUAUGAAAGACAGUCCAGAUCAUCGGCCAUUCCCCGGUGAAAAAGGGUACAUGACCUUUGGGUGGGGACGCCGAGUGUGUAGUGGGCAAGGCUUAGCAGAACAAGGGACCUUCAUUACUGUUGCACGUCUGCUUUGGGGGUUCCGAAUUGAGAAGGCUUUGGACCGGGAAGGGAAUGAAAUCCCCGUGGAUAUAUUUGAUUACACUAAUGGACUCAAUAUGAGGCCAAACCCGUUCGAGUGCCGCAUAACCCCCCGAAGCGCGGAGAUCCAGGCGACGAUCGAAAGAGAAGGAAUGCAAGCCUUGCAAGAUUUAGCGCAGUAUGAUGGGGAGACCGAGUAUCGGAUGAGCACGUACUAUGCCAUGGAAAAUUUGUGA
Messenger RNA from Aspergillus terreus NIH2624, 1689 nucleotides. RefSeq names its product cytochrome P450. Gene Ontology annotation, molecular function: oxidoreductase activity, acting on paired donors, with incorporation or reduction of molecular oxygen; iron ion binding; monooxygenase activity. The record is from RefSeq and is a predicted model, not a curated record. The transcript has 5 exons. Lineage: Eukaryota; Fungi; Ascomycota; Eurotiomycetes; Eurotiales; Aspergillaceae. The coding region runs from base 1 to 1689 and encodes 562 amino acids.